AAUUCGGUUUUGUCCCACUUACUGCAAAUAAAAAACACCCAUAUGUCUCUAGUUUAUGCCAACUGAGAAAUGAUUCUUGUUCUUAGAAUGGAUACACAAACAAACGUACGAUAUCAACAAUUGGAGUUGUAAAACUUAGCCGCGUCCGACUUUAUUUAAGGAUUUCCUAAUCGAAUAAAUACCAGACAUUUGUUUUUCCUUAUAUAGCAAAAAAAAAAAAAAAAAAAAGGGUUCGUUUUUCCCCUCUAGAACUUGUUUUCCAUGGCUUCCCUUCCAUCUCUCACGAAACCCAUUUCUCAAAACCCAAUUACACGCCAAACAACCACCGACCAUUCACAUAUUGGUUCAAAGGCGGUUCCCUGUAGAACUUCACUUCUAAGAUCUGGGUUUCUGUAUUCUCAACCUGGGUCGUUUAGAAACACGAGGACUGUUAGAAGUUCGAACCAAAAUGAAGCUUUGGUUGAUUCCUACAUUAAAACCUCUGAUGUCCCACUUCUGACUUGCUCCGAGGCAACUGAGAGGCUGAAAGCUCACAGGGAAAACCAUAAAGGGAAGCAAGAAUUCCUGGCAAUGUACUCGAGCAUUUUUGGUGGAAUAACAACAGAUCCUUCUGCUAUGGUCAUCCCCAUUGAUGACCACAUGGUCCACAGGGGUCAUGGUGUUUUUGACACUGCUGCCAUAAUGGACGGAUAUCUGUAUGAGUUGGAUCAACAUCUCAACCGCAUUAUAAGAUCGGCAGCCAUGGCCAAAAUCAACCUACCCUUUGAUAAGGAGGACAUAAGAAGUAUACUCAUAAAGACAGUGAGUGCCUCCAAGUGCAGAAAUGGAUCACUAAGAUACUGGCUCUCGGCAGGACCUGGCGAUUUCCAAUUGUCGCCGUCUAGCCACAACAAACCGGCUCUUUAUGCCGUUGUGAUCCAAGACCAAUUGCCUUUUGACUCGAAGGGAGUCAAAGUGAUAACAUCAUCUGUUCCAAUGAAGCCUCCUCAGUUUGCAACUAUGAAGAGUGUGAACUACCUUCCAAACGUUCUCUCGAAGUUGGAGGCAGAAGAGAAUGGCGCAUUUGUAGCCAUUUGGCUCGAUGAGGAAGGGUUCAUUGCCGAAGGGCCUAACAUGAACGUGGCCUUUGUCACAAAAGACAAUGAGCUUCUGAUGCCUCAUUUUGACAAAAUCCUAAGUGGUUGCACAGCUAAGCGAGUUCUGACCCUUGCAGAGAGGCUGGUAAGCAAGGGGAAGCUUCGGGGAGCGAGAGUAGCGAACGUGACCGUCGAUGAAGGGAAGAAGGCAAGUGAAAUGAUGCUUCUUGGCAGUGGAGUUCUUGUUCGCGCGGUUCUCUACUGGGAUGAGCAGGUCAUUGGUGAUGGCAGAGAGGGUCCUGUGACCCAGGCUCUUUUGAAUCUUCUCAUUGAGGACAUGAAAUCCGGCCCGCCUUCUGUUCUUAUUCCUAUUCCUUACUAAGCUGACAUGACACCUAAACCUUCUCUUGACUUGAAGAUCAUGGAAAAUCUCCAUUAUUACACUUUUGUAAAAUAUGCCUCUGUAUGAGUAUUGGAGCUCUUCUCUCCUGCAAAUCUUUUAUAAGUUACGUUUCUUUCUUGUUUGUCCAUUAAUAAGUAGCUUGUACUUGCCAUGUUUCCCAUUAUCUCCAGUUGGGAAGCCAAUUUUACAUUGAUGUAUAGAUACUCUUCCAAAGUUGUAUAGUUCUGUUGUAUUACCUUAUAAGCAACUUAAAUGGAAGGGUUUUCAUUUGGCGUC
Molecule: messenger RNA, 1755 nt
Organism: Morus notabilis
Lineage: Eukaryota; Viridiplantae; Streptophyta; Magnoliopsida; Rosales; Moraceae
Product: D-amino-acid transaminase, chloroplastic
Exons: 6
Coding region: 262-1458 (398 amino acids)
Biological process (GO): carboxylic acid metabolic process
Molecular function (GO): catalytic activity
Source: RefSeq, a predicted model, not a curated record